This is a messenger RNA of Nicotiana attenuata, 916 nucleotides long. RefSeq names its product protein SRG1-like. The coding region runs from base 1 to 684 and encodes 227 amino acids. NCBI's taxonomy places the organism in Eukaryota, Viridiplantae, Streptophyta, Magnoliopsida, Solanales, Solanaceae. The transcript has 3 exons. The record is from RefSeq and is a predicted model, not a curated record.
AUGGAGUCACCACUGGCCGUAGUGAACUUUGGGAAAUCUCUGUUAGUGCCAAGUGUUCAAGAGCUUGAAAAAGAGCACCUAACCAAGAUUCCAGCCAGGUAUGUUCGCCCAGAACAAGAAUCUCUGGUCAUAUCUGACGGAUCAGUGGUUCAUGCUGUCCCUGUUAUCGAUCUUAAAAAGUUGAUUUCAGGGGAUUCCAUGGAUUCUGAGCGUCAAAAGCUUCACUCAGCUUGUCAAGAAUGGGGUUUCCUCCAGGUUAUAAACCACGGACUGACACCUUCAAUACUGGAGGAGUUCAAGAGAGAGGUCACAGAAUUGUUCAAACUUCCAAUGGCAGAAAAGAAGAAGCUAUGGCAACAGGAAGACAGCUAUGAGGGGUUUGGGCAGCUAAAUGUUGUAUCAGAGGAGCAAAAGCUUGAUUGGAGCGAUAUGUUUGGCAUAACCACUCUUCCCCCGCAUAUCCGGAACUUGUUUCAAAAGUUGCCUUUAAAGCUCAGGGACAUCAUGGAAGCAUACUGCAAAGAAAUCAAGAGCCUAGCAAUAAGCAUCCUAUCUCAAAUGGCAAAGGCUUUAAGGAUGGAUGAAAAGGAAAUGAGAGAUAUAUUCAGUGAUGGUAUGCAGUCAAUAAGGGUGGAUAUUGGAGUGGUAUUAUGCUGCAAAUGGUUUUUGAAAGUUGGCAAGUAACAUGUGAAAUAUUCAAAUAGCCCUAGUUGUGAAGAUGGCAACUGGAUUAUUCCACGGAUUUUUUCGAGAACUACAAAAGAAUGUUUUCUUUCUUUGGAUCACGUGCAUCACUACCUCAAUUUGUCAUUGUCUAUUAACGCCAGCAAAAGUUUAAAUAAUUUCUGUAGUAGGAGCUAGGAAAAAGCUUUGGCUUUUGGUUUUUUUUAUCAACUGUAAAGAUGGCCUGAUACAA